AACAUCUGAAGAAGAACUCAACUGAAUUUGAAACUUAGCAAAGAGAAUAAGAGAGAAGCAACACAAAGAGUGGCCAUGAAAGGAAGAGAAACCAGAGGAGCUCCUUCGGCAGAUUUGUUAGUAUGUUUCCCUUCUCGAGUCCAACUAACAGUAAUGCCGCCAAAGCACAUUUGUAGUCCUGCAAGGCCUUCAGAACCCAACAAGCACCACCACCACUACCGUCUCCUUAAGAAAUCGAGCACCAGAAAGGGUGGUGGAGCUGGCGGCGGCCAAGCUAGUCCUCUUCUAUGGGCUAAAAACAAGCAAAUGGGAUCCGAGAUCACGGAACCCACCUCCCCGAAAGUCACGUGCGCCGGGCAGAUCAAAGUCGGGUCUAAAACAAGCUCAUGCAAAAGCUGGCAAUCCGUCAUGGAAGAGAUUGAAAGAAUUCACUGCAACAGAAUACACAGAAAGAGACGUAGUUGGGUGGAGUCACUUGGUUUUAAGAAAGAAGUCAUGCACUCCUUAACAUGCUUGCGAUCCAUUCGUUUCGAUUUUCGGUGUUUCGGAUCUUUUCCACAAUCCGAUAUCACUACUGAUGAUGAAGACGAAGAUGAAGAAUACCAAGAAAACGACAACUACGUACAAGGCAAUGAGACAUCAAGAACCAUCUUUUCCAAAUGGUUCAUGGUCUUGCAGGAGGAUCAAAGCAAUGGGUUUUAUAAAGAAGAAGACAAAGAAAAAGACAGCUCCCUUGAUCAUGUUGAUGAUAAGCCAGCAGUUCCACCUGCAAAUGCUCUCCUGCUCAUGCGGUGUCGGUCGGCUCCUGCUAACAGCUGGUUAGAAUCUAACAGGGUGGAAGAGAACAAGGAAAACGUAGAGAAAGGUGACGAGGAAGGAGAAAAAUUAAAAGAAUGUAAGAGGAAAGACGAGGGGAAAAGAAAGAAUUUGAGGUCUUUAAUGGAAGAAGAAAGCAAGAAGAUGAAAGAGAGCUUAGCGGUGAUGAAAUACGACCCUGAUUUCAACAAGAUUUCAACUGAUAUAGUCCAAGAGACAUGGCUUGUUGGUGGAAUGAAAGACCCAUUAUCCCGAAGUCGAAGUUGGAAGAGAUAGAUUUAUAUUCUCCCUGGUGACUAUUCUGUUUUCAUAGUUUCACUUCAUAAAUACUUGUUUGUGCUUUAGUUUGAACCAGUUCCCCCCGUCCUUCAUCUGAGAACUGGGAAUUCUAUAAUCACCACCUUAAAGUUUGCCUUUGGAAUUUUGAUAUGUUUCAUUGUCAGUUAUGUAUGAUUUGAUAGUUAUAUGUAUGGAAUUUGUGCCGUAUAUUCUGUACAGCUUUCCUCUUCUUUCAAAUAGAAAAGAUUUUGC
This is a messenger RNA of Hibiscus syriacus, 1347 nucleotides long. RefSeq lists its product as uncharacterized. NCBI's taxonomy places the organism in Eukaryota, Viridiplantae, Streptophyta, Magnoliopsida, Malvales, Malvaceae. Bases 76 to 1092 code for a protein of 338 amino acids. The record is from RefSeq and is a predicted model, not a curated record. The transcript has a single exon.